Molecule: messenger RNA, 3052 nt
Organism: Peromyscus eremicus (cactus mouse)
Lineage: Eukaryota; Metazoa; Chordata; Mammalia; Rodentia; Cricetidae
Gene: Flrt1
Product: fibronectin leucine rich transmembrane protein 1
Exons: 1
Coding region: 84-2108 (674 amino acids)
Molecular function (GO): protein binding
Source: RefSeq, a predicted model, not a curated record
CACACUCAGCACACCUGUCUUGUGCUCCUUGCAGGUGUUGAGGCUCCAGGUUAGGUGGGUCAGGCCUCCACCCGCUGUCCACCAUGGUGGUGGCACACCCUACUGCCACCACUACCACCACACCUGCUGCCACCGUCACAGCCACUGUCGUGAUGACCACAGCCACCAUGGACCUGCGGGACUGGCUGUUUCUCUGCUAUGGCCUCAUUGCUUUCCUCACGGAGGUCAUCGACAGCACCACCUGCCCGUCGGUGUGCCGUUGCGACAAUGGCUUCAUCUACUGCAACGACCGGGGACUCACAUCCAUCCCCUCAGACAUCCCUGAUGAUGCCACCACCCUCUACCUACAGAACAACCAGAUCAACAACGCAGGCAUCCCUCAGGACCUCAAGACCAAGGUCAAAGUGCAGGUCAUCUACCUGUACGAGAACGACCUGGACGAAUUCCCCGUCAACCUGCCCCGCUCCCUCCGAGAGCUACAUCUUCAGGAUAACAACGUGCGCACCAUUGCCAGGGACUCGUUGGCUCGCAUCCCGCUGCUGGAGAAGCUGCACCUGGAUGACAACUCCGUUUCCACCGUGAGCAUCGAGGAGGAUGCUUUCGCUGACAGCAAGCAGCUCAAGCUACUUUUCCUGAGCCGGAACCACCUGAGCAGCAUCCCGUCGGGGCUGCCACACACCCUGGAAGAGCUGCGGCUGGAUGACAACCGCAUCUCCACCAUCCCGCUACAUGCAUUCAAGGGUCUCAACAGCCUGCGGCGCCUGGUUCUGGAUGGCAACCUGCUGGCCAACCAGCGCAUCGCUGAUGACACCUUCAGCCGCCUGCAGAACCUCACAGAGCUGUCGCUAGUACGAAACUCGCUGGCUGCCCCGCCCCUCAACCUGCCCAGUGCCCACCUGCAGAAGCUCUACCUGCAGGACAACGCCAUCAGCCACAUCCCCUACAACACACUGGCCAAGAUGCGGGAGCUGGAGAGGUUGGACCUGUCCAAUAACAACCUCACCACACUGCCUCGAGGCCUGUUUGAUGACCUGGGGAACCUGGCACAGCUGCUUCUCAGGAACAACCCCUGGUUCUGUGGCUGUAACCUCAUGUGGCUGCGGGACUGGGUGAAGGCACGGGCUGCGGUGGUCAAUGUGCGGGGCCUCAUGUGCCAGGGCCCUGAGAAGGUCCGGGGCAUGGCCAUCAAAGACAUCACCAGCGAGAUGGACGAGUGCUUUGAGGCGGGAUCGCAGGGCAAUGCGGCCAACGCUGCUGCCAAGACCACAGCCAGCAACCACGCCUCCGCCACCACGCCCCAGGGCUCUCUGUUUACCCUCAAGGCCAAGAGGCCAGGACUGCGCCUCCCCGACUCCAACAUUGACUACCCCAUGGCCACCGGUGAUGCUGCCAAGACAUUGGUCAUCCAGGUGAAGCCACUGACGGCAGACUCCAUCCGAAUCACAUGGAAGGCCAUGCUACCUGCCUCCUCUUUCCGGCUCAGUUGGCUGCGUCUGGGCCACAGCCCGGCUGUGGGCUCUAUCACAGAGACCCUGGUGCAGGGGGACAAGACAGAGUACCUGCUCACAGCCCUGGAGCCCAAGUCCACCUACAUUAUCUGCAUGGUCACCAUGGAGACUGGCAACACCUAUGUGGCUGAUGAGACACCUGUGUGUGCCAAGGCAGAGACGGCUGAUAGCUACGGCCCUACCACCACGCUCAAUCAGGAACAGAAUGCUGGCCCUAUGGCAGGGCUGCCCCUGGCUGGCAUUAUUGGUGGGGCCGUAGCUCUUGUCUUUCUCUUCCUGGUCCUGGGGGCCAUCUGCUGGUACGUGCACCGCGCUGGUGAGCUGUUGACCCGAGAGAGGGUCUACAACAGGGGUAACCGGAAAAAGGAUGACUACAUGGAGUCAGGGACCAAGAAGGAUAACUCCAUUCUGGAAAUCCGAGGCCCAGGACUGCAGAUGCUACCCAUCAACCCAUACCGCUCCAAAGAGGAGUACGUGGUGCACACCAUAUUCCCUUCCAAUGGCAGCAGCCUCUGCAAGGGCGCCCACACUAUUGGCUAUGGCACCACACGGGGCUACCGGGAUGGUGGCAUCCCUGAUGUGGACUACUCCUACACAUGAAGCUGGCCACUCCCAGUGUGCUCACACGGCUCUGUCUAGUCCGCUGCAAUACCAGGAGCCAGGAAGAGAAACUCCGCAGUGACUUUCCCAGCAGAGAGCAAAGUUUGGGGAGGGUUGGUGAACACAAUAGUAGGGUUAAAAUUUUUUUUUUAAACACAUAGAAGGCAAGAGGGAAAUUCAACAUUGUUGGAGACAUAAUUUAUACCGGAUCACGAGAGUUAGGACUAAUAAUCUAGCAGGAAAGGUUGGAUUGGGACUUUUUUUUUUUCUUGAACCAGAUCGAUACUACCUGUACAACAUUUGUGUACACCUCGAGCUCCAUCCAGGGCCAUCGGAAAGAAACAGACGACCAAUAGACAUGAUGGCAUGGAGCCCCCCAGCAGCCAUCCUGCUGCCUGCUCACGGUGACAGCUCAGUGAAAAGGUUUCCAGUUCCUCACAAAAGAGCCAGCGGAAGAAGACUUUUUGCUACGGAGAUACUGUCCUGAAAUCUCUUCCCUGGUUCUUUCCAUGCUGUUUUCUUUCCAGAUCUGCAGAAAUAUGGCGUUCUCCGUGGUAUUCUCCGAACAAUACCAUAGUCAAUUAAAAAACAAAAACAAAAACAAAAACCAGUCGAACUUUUCCUUCCAGUGCCGAGCGCUUCGGUUGCAGUCACCGAACUCCGCAGAAGCUCUGACAGAAGCCGUAGCUUUCCCUGCCACGUGGAGGCGCAUCUGUCUGCCCGCCUAUUGCCAUGUCACGUGUCUCAGUACAGAUGGGUAGAUAGAGCUGCGUGUCUGUCCUCUCCGCACUUCUUGGGUCAGUCCUUGACAUUUCCUCAGACAAUAGAAUUGCAAAAAUUUUGCUUUCUCCUAGAAAUCAUUGAGUAAGUAAGUAGACCAUGUGUGGGAUGAGAGUGAGGUGGAGGGGAGGGGCCUCAGCCAGGUGGUAGGAGGGGCCUCAGCC